AUGCUUGGAUCAGGAAGUCUGAUAGAUAUUUUCGGUGGUUCAUACCAUUUCUUGUCAUGUCAUUUUUUUCAAAAUGUCCCUGAGCAAAAUCCAAAUUAUGCACAGAUUCACACUGGAAACUCGACUAAAGUAACGUUCGAAAAUUGUUCGUACGAAAUUUAUCCAAUUGCAGAAACUAGUCGCAAUGGCAACUCGUUGAACAGCAACAUGUUCUACGUUCUAUCGUACGACUCAAACACAAUUACGUUUCAAGGAGUAAGUCUUGUUGUAAAGGAUACUUUACAAUGCUUUGUCCCCCAGGUUACAAGAUGAAUUUAAACGCCAAGUGUCAUACUGUAAUUCUGCACGUAUAGCAGUAUGUUAUAUGUUAUUUACUGCAUAUAUGUUAUUUACUGCGUAUAUGUUAUUUAAGGCGAUCCCACAUUCACUCAGUCCAGCGUGUAGCACGAAAGAAAAUGAUAAUUUCUCAGCACAUGCUUUGUCGUCUACACCCAGAAGUAGGAAGUCAUGUUUAGUAAUUUCAUUUAUGCCUCCUCGCUCCUUUAAAUGUAAAAUAUUGUUCCUUUGUUUACCGGGCAACAACAAUGAUAAUAAUCCUGUCUCACUUCAUUUGUCCAUAGAUAGAUAGUGGAAACCCGUCAUUUCUCAACAUUCAUCAUGUCAUAUUACACUAUGUUUAAACUAUGGCUAUUCACUGUAGUGUUGCUGUUUUUCCAAGGUAGGUUUCAAUAUAUCCGUUCAGUAUCGUGUGGUUAAGUAUUCGACGAUUUCUAUUUACAUUUACAGACCUGAUAUAGUUUUUGUAGUUCAUGUUAUCAUUCAAUAUAUACUUUACUAAUAUUUAGAGUAUUACUAACGACCCAAGCCCCGUUGCAUGUCAAACAUCCCAGAGAAUAAGUUCAAUACACACCAUAGUGUUAUGAGAGAAUGCAUGUUCAAGGCAUCGCCUAAAGUUUUAAUGUCAAGUUGAAUAAGUUGCUAAAGCGCUGCUCGAUUGGUUAGAUCAUAGAAUAAGGUGUUGAAGUCGUAGCCUUUACGUUAAAGUCGUCUCCUUUGUCCCCCUUGGCAUGUUAAACAUCCCGGAGAAUAAGUUGAACAUACACUAUAUUAUUCAACCUCGUACACAGGCUCUUUCCUCUACUCUCCUUACUAUGAGGUUGCAUAUUAUUACGAGAGAAUGGGAUCAGGAUGAAUCAUGUCAUACGUGUUUACACUACGAGCCUAAGCCUGGCUUGGGCCUACCUCUGGACUAGAUUUUUGUAGUGUAAACGCACUUCGGUCUGGUCUAGGCCAGGAAAUCUGGGCCCAUCAGAACACGUGGCCUAGAUUUCCUGGCCUAGGCCAACUCGAAGUGCGUUUACACUACAAAAAUCUAGUUCAAAGCUAGGCCUAGGCCAGGCUUAGGCUCGUAGUGUAAACACGGCUCAAUGCAUCGUUUAAAGCUUUUAUGUCAAGUUCAUCAAGUUGCUAAAGCGCAGCUCGACUGGUUAGACCAUAGAAUAUAUAAGGUGUUUAAGUCGCAGCCUUUACGCGGUUCCGGUGUAUCCUUUACUUUAACCUCGACAGACUAAAAUAAAGCAAGCUAAAUAAAGUAUUGUUUUUAAGGUAUUCAACACGUAUCAUUAAAGAAUGUGUUCGUCAGUCACCGUGGACAAGAUGAAGAUAAUUGUGGCAACUGGACAAUGCCAUGUCGUAGUGUGAGACAUGCUGUCAAUAUUUCCAGUGCUAAUGACGUCAUACAUAUUGAUUACGCUGAGGGAAGACCUUAUAAAGAAUGUGAACAUCCAAUUGGAGGAAACCAAGCGAUUAUGCUGGAUAAAUCACUAUCGUUUUACGGCUUUAAUGGAAGUACGAUAUUACAUUGUGAACAAACAUACCCAUUUUUUGAGAUAAAUAGUCAAAACCUCAAAAAUUGUUCAGCCCCAAAAAUUGUAUUUUCGAACCUUUCACUGGCUAGUCGUGGAACGUUGUUUUACGCUUUCUAUGCCAUUUCUAGUACGUUUGAACUGGAAUUUAAUUUCUGCGACAUAGAGAGGUCUUUGCAUUUUGUCGAGGCUACAUCCUUAUCUUGCUCGAUUCAAGUGUUCAAUUCCAACAUUCGAAGUUCUCGUGAUCCGAUAUACAUGUUAUGUGGUAACCUAACGGCCCGUCUGAUUGGAUCAACAUUUUUCUCAUGUUCAACUUAUCUGAUUUCUAAUUCUAAUUACUUUUCAAACCAAGUUAGCUUACUUCCUUAUGAGACAGUAUUGAACGUUCAUAUCUAUAACUGCAGUUUUAUACCGAUGGGAGGAAAACAAUCGUGUACAUGGUUUCUUUCGAUCGUUCCUUCGACUGGUACUGGUAACAUCACAAUUAAGUCUUCCAUAUUUUUGAACUUUAAUAAUCAUGUGAAAAUACUACGAUUUGCGGCACUCUCAAUACACAGUGGCUCUCCGCUCUUAUUGUCAACAAACAUAGUUUUAGAUAAAUUACAUUUUGAAAACAUUAACUCAGGCCCGGUGGUUCAUUUACAAGUGGAAACCAAACAAUGCCAUGUCUCAAUUUUUAACUCUAUGUUCGUAAACACUACCACAGCACUUGUCUGCAAGAUUAAUAUCUGCACUGCUAAACUUUACAAUGUUACGUUUAACUCGACACAUAGUAUGCUUGGAUCAGGAGGUAUGAUCAGUCUCCUCGGUCGUGUAUACCAUUUGUCGUCAUGCCAUUUUUUUCAAAAUGUUCCUGUGCAAAAUCCUAGCUAUCCACUUAUUCGCACUGACGGUUCAACAAAAGUAACGUUCGAAAACUGUUCGUACGAAAUUUACCCUGCUGUAAAAACUAGUCGCAAUGGUAACGUGUUGAGCAGCAACAUGUUCUACUUUCUAUCGUACGAUGCAACCGCAAUUAAUGAUAAAGGAGUAAGUCUUUUUGUGAAAGGGUACUUUACAAUGCUUUGUCCUCCAGGUUAUAGAAUGAAUUUAAACGUCCAGUGUUAUAAUUCAGCAGAUGUACCAGUAUUUUAUAGGUUAUUUACUGCGUCUUGUGAGCAAUGUCCGCGAAAAACAUACUCUUUCCACAGAGGAGAAGUUCAAAAUCACAGGUCCAACCACAUAACUUGCCAUGAAUGCCCUGUAGGUGGGAAAUGUGUCGAAGGCAAAGUGACGUCUAAACCUAAUUUCUGGGGAUACAAGUCAAACGAGAAAGUGGAGUUUCUACAAUGUCCUCCAAAAUACUGCUGCGAUACUGAUCACUGUGAAAACUACAACAGUUGCCAUGGUAACAGAAUGGGUACCCUGUGUGGUGAAUGUCCAAGUGGAAUGUCGGAAUCCUUAUUUGACACGAAAUGUAAGCCAAACAAAGACUGCACAAGUGUUACGUUUUGGCCAGCGAUCUCAGCUUACUUAACUCUUUAUCUCUUAUUUUUCUUAUACCAUGGAGAUAUCGUCAAUUUUCUACGGAAACGUUUUAUUCCAUUGUUGUUACCAUCCGGAAACGGUCGAGAUUCCAAAUCCGGGGGCCUCCUAAAAAUAAUAUUCUAUUAUUAUCAGAUUAUUCACUUGUUAAGAAAUACUGUUCGCUCAGAUGCAAAAGUUAAACUGUUAGAUGAUAUAGAAACUUUUUUGUUCAAAUCAUUUAAUUUUCUUAUCAUUGGUAUUCCUUCCAUUGAUUGUCCAUUCCAAGAUCUUCGUCCUGUGCAAAAGACGGUCAUUGUUCAUUCUGUAGGAUAUAGUUUGUUAACACUCCUUUGUCUAUUGUACCUUUCUACAUUUGUAUUCAAAGUAGUUAAGAAACUGAGGGCUAGAUCCACUCAGGAGAUGGUCGCACUUACCGAAGCAAUGCAUCAUAGUCCUAACCUGGAAGAUAAUCCUUUUCUUGGUCGUACUGCAGGGGCCUUUGCUUGCAUUUCGCUUUUGAUGUACGCUUCUUCGACACAACUCUGUCUUUCCCUUCUCCACUGUGUUCCAGUUCGUGACAACAAAGUUUUAUUUCUUGAUGGUAAUAUUCAAUGUUACCAAACAUUUCAAUAUUUUCUUCUUGCUUAUAUGAUUUCGUCCAUACUUCCAUUUUGUCUUGUUCCUGUUCUCGGUUCGUAUCUUUUAAAGUUUGGUCCAAUUGGUGUUAAGCAAUUUUGUGCGGCUUGUGUCUUCCCUUUGCCAUUUUGUUGUUUUUGGAUGUAUUUGUUGCUUAAGUACUGUCGUUGUGGAAAUCAAGGAUCGUAUAACACAAUAGAAAAUGAUGAUGCAGUAAGAUCUGAACAAGAUAAUGACGAAACACAAAGCCUUGGUAGUGAGAAUACCUUCACCUCCUCCACUGAUAGGAAUGAAACCACUUCUACGAGAUGUGAGUCAGCUGUUUGCACUGAUAGCAAUAAAGCCCCUUCCACGAAAAGUGAAUCAGCCAUUCGCAGUGUGUUGUUGGGUCCAUUUAGACCUCACCAAGCUUUUCUGUGUUUUCCUUCUUCACAUAUUCCUUGGGAAGGUUUUCUCAUCUUUCGUAGAUUGGUCUUGAUUAUAGUGUUGACUUUCGUCUACGACAUUCAACUCAGACUUUUUGCAGCUUUAAUAUUGUGCGUUGCCAUUCUAAUCUGCCACACCAUUGUGUAUCCUUUUCAGAGAAAACGCGACAAUGUUCUGGAAUCUUUUUCUCUAGGCACACACGUGGUCCUGUGUGGUUCAACUCUAAUAAAAGCUCUUCAUUACGGUGAAGAUUAUUCUUCUUUUUCAAAAACUUUGCCUGUGUUGAAUGUGAUUGAAAGUAUUCUUAUUGUCGCUCCAUUGUCUAUCAUUAUGAUCGUUGUUAUCUUUUCUCUUGCUAUAAAGUUGGUAUUUGGUUUAAAGCUCUGUGUAUCAGUGUUGAUUCGAAAGGUUAGGGGGAUUUUAAGGUUUACUUAGUAAUCAUUUUAUAAUGAAAUAUUUUAAACAUUAGUUUACGAAUUGUAGCUAAAAUAGUGAGUUGAACUAUUGAAUGUAGUACCAUAAAUUUAUGUUAGGUCGGACAACAUUAAGAUUAGUAUAACUAUAUACUGAUGUAGUUGAUAUUAUCAUACCAAACUUGUGAAUGUUAAAAUGUAAAUAUAAUGAUUUUUCAAUAUUUUGUGUUGUUAUUUUAUGGAUCUUACCGUCUUUUGUGCUUUAAUCUUCCAACCAGAAGUCCUUGCUAUAUACCAUAAACCUCCGAAUACAAG
Molecule: messenger RNA, 5164 nt
Organism: Paramuricea clavata
Lineage: Eukaryota; Metazoa; Cnidaria; Anthozoa; Malacalcyonacea; Plexauridae
Source: the annotation of a GenBank genome assembly